This is a messenger RNA of Solanum stenotomum, 2936 nucleotides long. RefSeq names its product vacuolar-sorting protein BRO1. Lineage: Eukaryota; Viridiplantae; Streptophyta; Magnoliopsida; Solanales; Solanaceae. Gene Ontology annotation, biological process: protein transport to vacuole involved in ubiquitin-dependent protein catabolic process via the multivesicular body sorting pathway. Gene Ontology annotation, molecular function: protein binding. The record is from RefSeq and is a predicted model, not a curated record. Gene Ontology annotation, cellular component: endosome. The transcript has 9 exons. The coding region runs from base 122 to 2761 and encodes 879 amino acids.
CACCAAAAUACACGCUUGGGAUUUUUCGCCGAAGCUCUCAUUUUCUUCUUCUUCAAACAACAAAUACAGAACUCCAUAUUCGUUGCAAAUCAUCACUACUACAAAAAGUUCACCGGAAAACAUGGCGUCACCGUCGUCGUCGGCCAACGUCAUGCUGGCGAUCUUCGAGAAGAAAACCGUAGCACUCGAUCUCUAUCGUCCAUUACGAAACUACAUCGUUUUCAACUACUCCGAACGCGAAGCUCAAAACCUCGAAGAUGAUCUCCAAACUAUCAAACAGUACCGUUCCGAAAUCGAACGUGCUCCCGCCGAUUCGCUACCUGCUCGCCGUGACAUGUUACAAAAUUACUAUAAAGCCCUCUGCGCUGUUGAAUCUCGCUUCCCUAUAUCACCUGAUAAGGAUCACAUCAAUUCUGUGUAUUUUACUUGGUACGAUACUUUCAAGAUCAAGCAGAAAGCUGUGCAGCAGAACAUUCAUCUAGAGAAAGCUGCUGUUUUGUUCAAUCUAGGGGCAGUGCACAGUCAGAUGGGAUUGAGUUUGGAUCGAUCCGCAGUGGAGGGGCGAAGGCAGGCAUCACAUUCCUUCAUUGCUGCAGCUGGGGCAUUCACCUUCCUGAGAGACAAUGUGGCAAUGAAGGCAUCAAUGGGUACCUCCACCACAGUUGACAUGUCAGUGGAAUGUGCUGGGAUGUUGGAAAGACUCAUGCUAGCGCAGGCUCAGGAGUGUGUUUUUGAGAAUACUAUUGCCAAGGGAAGCACACCUGGAGUCUGUGCAAAGAUUUCAAGACAGGUAGGGAUUUAUUAUGAGGAAGCCUUGGCAGCAUUAAAUGUUGCACCUUUAACCUACCACUUUGACAAGGGUUGGCUGGCUCAUGUUCAGCUAAAGGCUGCCUUGUUUUAUGCUGAGGCCUGCUAUAGGUAUGGUAUGGAGCUCCAUGAGAAAGAAGAAAUUGCAGAGGAAAUUGCGAGGUUGAAGAGUGGGAUUAGUGCAUUGUCGGAGGCCAAAAAAACUUCUUCAAAAGGAGCAGCACAGCAGCUCUUGGAUGCAAUUAAUAAGCUAGACGCUAAUUUAAAUCAAAACUUGGCGAGAGCUGUGAAGGAGAAUGAUAGAGUAUACCUCAUGAGAGUUCCCCAAGCCAGUUCUUUGCCUCCUCUUCCAGCAUUUGCGAUGGUCAAACCUAUGCCAAUGAAUGAUGUUCUGGACGCAAGCAAGGAGAAGAUGUUUGCCAGUCUUGUUCCUGAUAACAGUGCUAAAGCUCUGUCCAGGUACACUGAAAUGGUUGAUGACGUCAUUCGGGCUCAAGCUGAGAGAUUGCAACAGGGAAGUGAGCUAGCUCGAGUAAAGCUAAAGGAAAUGGACUUGCCUGAUUCUAUUCUUGCAUUGGAGGGAAACUUAACUCUACCCAUGGCCUUAAAAGAAGAAGUAGAUGCAGUUCAAAUUUGUGGUGGUCCAGCUGGUUUAGAAGCUGAGCUACAGCAGCUCAAUGAUCUGAAGAGGGUGAACCAGGAAUUACUGAUUCAAACUGAGGAGCUUUUGCAAAAAGAAGCAACCGAAGAUGCUCAAUUUAGAAGUCAAUUUGGAACACGAUGGACAAGACCUCAAUCUAGUACUCUUACAAAGAACCUACAGGAUAGGUUAAACAGGUUUGCAGGUAACUUGAAGCAAGCUGCAGAGAGUGAUACCAGGAUUGAACGAUCAGUGAGGGAUAAUGCAGCACUAAUGUCGAUCCUUGACCGCCGUCCAAUUGAAUCUGCUCUUCCAACCUUGGCAAGACCAAUCAUGUCAUUGGAUGCCAAUGAAGAUGCCAUUGCGGGAGCUCUGAAACAGAGCUUGAGACAAUUAGAAGGUCUUGGCGCUCAGCGUGCAGGGCUUGAAGAUAUGCUGAAAGAAAUGAAGAGGAAGGAUGAUAUACUUCCUAAGCUGAUGACAUCCACUGGCUCCCACGAGGAUCUUUUCAGAAAGGAGAUCGCGAAAUAUGAUCAUAUUUGUGAAGAAAUUUCCAAGAACCUUGAGGCACAAGAACAAUUGUUGCUGCAGAUUCAGGCUCAAAAUGUGGACUUUGCUUCUACUUUCAAUCUUGAGGAUUAUAAAGCAUCCCGUGAGCGAACCUAUAAGCAAAUCGAAGCUGCCAUUUCAAAAUAUCAAGAAAUAAAGGAGAAUAUCAACGAGGGAUUGAAGUUCUAUGUUACACUUCAGGAUGCGAUCACAAAUGUAAAGCAACAGGGCAGUGAUUUUGUGAUGACAAGAAACAUGCAGUGCCGGGAAAUGAUGGAUGACGUGCAGAGACAAAUGUCAGGUCUUAGUUUUCAGGAGAAUAAAGGUUCAAAUGGCUAUAAUUAUCCUUCUGCUGCUCAGUCUCAUCAGGUUACAAGAUCCAAUCCCCAACCGCCAGCAGACCCCGCGAAUAUUCCCAAUGCUGUUCGACCUCCGGCUCCUACUUACCAACCCCCUCAUCAGCCUGCAAUGCCUGGUUAUACUCAAAAUCCACCACCUUAUGGUGCUCCACAGCAGCAGCCUCCACCGCCUUACAACUUGCAAGCUCCAGGUCCACCAUAUCCACCAACUCAACAUCAACAACAGCCUCCACCAAACCAUGAGUAUGGCCAACCUGCAUAUCCGGGGUGGCGGGGUCCCUACUAUAAUGCACCUCCUCAGCAACCUGCACCUCUGCAGCAACAAGGUUCUAUGCCUCGACCUCCUUAUACCGUCCCUUCUCCAUAUCAUCUUCCUCCCCACCAGAGUGGCUAUUACCAGCAAUGAUAGUUUUUUCUGUCUGCUUCUGCAGUAUUUUUUGAGUCAUUCUCAACAGGGGUUUCGAUUCGUUAGUUGUCUCUGUUGAUACUAGCUUUCCAUUGGAUCACAUUAUGAAUUGUAUGCAAGUUAAUGAAACACAUCUAGGUUUACAUGUAUGUAUAGAGUUGGUCUCUUUGUAUGA